AUGCCUAUGGGCGAGGACCCACGGCAUGGGCUGCUUGUGGCGCUGGUGGUGGGCCUGGUCGGCGUGCUGCUCCUGAUCUUCGCGGCGCUGGCGGUUGCCCCCGUGCUCGUGAUCGUGCUGGGGCUGAUGACGUACGUGGUGUGGUGGUACGUGUCACGGGAAGACACCUCCUACAUGCACCACGCGCAGGAACACGAGAACCGGUUCUGGACUACGGUGGCGUUUUGCUUCUCGGGGGCACUGGUGUUCGUUCAUGACAGUCCCGUGGCCUUGGGGCAAUGGUCCCCCGUGCUGGGGUUCCUUUUCGUCAUGAUGUUCACCUUCUCGGUGCACAGCUACGAUCGACAGCUCCACCGGUCGAGAAUCGGGCGUGCGCCCAACUUUCGGCCAUCGGUGGAAAGCAGCACCAUGCUCCACAGCAGCGUUCAGGAUAAGUGUCGGCGUAUCUCCUUGUGCCUCAGCAAGCUCGACAACCGGCUCGUGGCAACCAACCUCAACCACAUGCUCUGGGCGGACAUGGUGCAAAACUUGGAGAAGGAGAUCGUGAACAUCCUCAGCGAUGCAGACCCGUCGGAGCUGAACUACAUGCUGCCCAAGAUCGGGCUAGGCCUGCUGUUCUACAAGGUCAAGGACCACGCGCCAAUCAACCUGCACAGGACCAGACUGCUCAACGUGCUCGCCGACAACCGCAUAUCGGACCUUAACGUGACAUCGCGAGCUCUCGUGCUCGACGCUCUCCAGCAGCUAAAGCUUUCUGCGCACAAAGACAGCGAGGCGUACGCGAAGAAAAUAAUCUUGAAGACGAAAGGAGACGACUUGUCGGAGCUCAAGAGCCUCACCGACGCGAAGGGCGACAUCCACUCCAUACACAAGCUCGUCUAUCGCGACAUUAAGGACGUGGCUGUCAGAGAGGAGGUGCUGAAGCACAUCGCCAACCAGGCGAAGGUGCAGGCGGCGCACAUGCGACUCGGAACCCGCACGGGGAGCAGGCGCAGCGGGAAGGCGUGGCGCAAGAUCCUGUCCGACGUCGACGACACGCUAACCUCGUCAGGGGGGCGUUUUCCGGCGGGUGUGGACGCACGGUAUCCCCGCAAGAGCGUCUACCCUGGCGUCCUAGACUUUUACCGAGAGCUGGACUUAGGCGCCAACGGGCCGAGCGAAUGGCCGCACGGCCAGCUAGGAAACCUGGUGUUCUUGUCCGCGAGGCCGCACGUGUACAAGGACAUGUCGGAGUCGAAGAGCUACGCCAAGUUUAAGAAGCUACAGGAUGAGAAGGGCCUGUACACGAGUCCCACGCUACUCGCGGGGAGCAUCGACACCGGCACCACCAUGCUGCUCACGGGGAACAUGGAGCCCGUGGCUGAGAAGAAGUUCCAGAACUUUGCCGAGUAUGUCAGCCUGUACCCGGAGUUCCAGCACGUAUUCCUGGGGGACAACGGGCAGGGAGACGUCAGGGCGGCGGAGAUGAUGGCCAAGCGCUACCCAGGGAAGCUCGAGGCGGUGUAUAUGCACAGGGUGGUGCCGGAAGAGAAGACGUUCGGGUACCAGGGUGCAGUUACCCGGGAGGCGUGGAAGAAGGCCAACAUCGUCUUCGUCGGCGACUACGUCGAGGCCGCUUGCCACGCCUAUAAGCACGGCCUCAUCCAGGCGGUGGGCUUGCAGCGCGUGUGCCAGGGCGCUGUGGAGCAGUUCGUGGAGAUGAAGUUCGAGGGCCCCCUGAUGCGCGAGCAACAGAGGCGGCAGAUCAACCAGAGCGUGUGGCAGGCAAACAAGCUUCUGCAGGCCGCCGAGCUGGAGCCGAACUGGCUCAUCCGUGCGGAGAGGGCUUUCGACGACAUGGAGGCGGUGCUGACGCCCUUCGGCCGCGGGACGGUGGUCAACUUCCGACCCGAAGACGGCGUGUACGAGGUCCUGCUCGACUGGUCCCAGAAAGUCUCCGCGUCCGCGGCAUCCCGCAGCACAAGCGCCAAGGCCUCCACGGCUCCCGUCACCCCGCUGACGAGCCGCUCCGCCCACGCCGCAAGCCGACCGAACCCCCAGGGUCCGGCCGCGCCGCGCCCGACAACCCUGCCGACCCGGCCCUCGAGCUUCCCGAACGCCGCGGCGGGGGGAUUGGCGAGGCCGGCUUCGUCUUCACCGGCGGCGGCGGCGGCGGCGGCGGCGCCUCUUCCCCCCUCUGCGGUGCCGGUGCCUCCGGCCACGGGAGCGGAGACGGCGGCCGGUAGCGCGCAUGCCGGAGUUGGCGGUCCGGGGUCUGAGGGAGAAGCGGCGGCGGCAGCGGGAGGGGACGCUGGUGCUAACGCGGAAGACAACCCCGGCCUGCUGCCGCCGCCGCCGUCGCCUCUGAUUCUGCCCGACCGCGGGCCCGACGCGGCCGGCGGUGGCGAGGCCGUGCGAGAUGCUAGAGUCAGGAGGAGGAGCACCGCCGCGGGCAGUGGCAGCCGGCUCCGGUGCAGCGACGGCCGCCACAGCCGCGAUGGCAGUGAUGCGUGGCGACGGCGGCGGCGCCGAGGAGGCCGCCGGUGGACCGCCGGCGGAUCGGCAGCGGCGGCGGCGGAGGCGGUGGCUUCCAGCCUCCUCGAGCCUCCCCGUGGGGGACAAACACCGGGACAACAAGGGCUGCCGCCGUCGACACCGUUGCCGCCGCCGGCGCAGAACGCCUCCACCGAAGAAGACGCAGCGGGCGAGGAGAGUCUCGCCGAGCAGGCGGCGAGGGCGGCGGCGGCGGCGGCGCUGACCGAAGCCGCCGCGGAGGCUGUCCAGAGGAACAACAGCCACGGGCACGAAAGCGGCGCCAACGGCAGCGGCGACGAGCGGGAAGCCGGGGGCAGCGAGAGCUCGCCGCACGCCGGUAUGGUCCGGCCUCGCUCGGCGGGGUCGUUGGUUGGUGGGCCGGGCGGCAGCGACGGCGGUGGCGAGGUCGGCGGCUUCUCGCCGCACGGGAGCGGGGACGCUUCCUGGAGACCAACCUCGGGGGCCAGCGGCGGCUCGGGCGAGAACUCGCCUCAGGCUGCUGCUGCCUUUGCUGGAGGACAGCAGCAUGACGAGUCCGUCGCGGCUGCGGCUGCCAAGGUAUUGACGGCCAAGAUGCCGGGGUCGAUGGCGGUUCGCGCUUACCUGCAGCUCUCGUCGCUCAAGAACGCUCCCCCCGAGGUGAAGAAGCCAGCCCGCAAGGACGAGCCCGACGAGCCCAAGUCCGGCAGGCUAUCCACACGCCUGAGCAUCUUCAGCCGACAGCAGGACGCGGGCUCGGCCGGCAGCAGCCGGUCCACGGCCAAGGUUUCCAUCACCAGGGGAGCAAUGGUUCAGACCUUCUUGGGACCGGCGAUUGUCAGGCACGUCCGCACGGAAGACGGCAUGUGCGAGGUCGCCUUCCAGAAGUGGGUCCUCGCCUGCGGGAAGCCGGCGUUAGGGGUUCUCCGAGAGGCCGACCUGGUCGCCGAGACCGCGGCCACCCUCGGCAAGUCGCCGUCCCUGUUAGGCCGCACGGGCAAGGCCAUCUCGUCGCUCUUCAAGCUCAGCACCGUGCCGGCCCCCGCCCCGCCGGAGCCGCGGGUCGGCGACAUCGUGGACACCAUCUUCGGGCCCGCCGCCGUUACCGCCGUUCGCGGCGGCGGUCCCGCCGCCGGUCUGCCUAAGCUGAAGAAGACGGCGGCGGGAGGGGAAGAGAAGGAAGUUUCUAGUCAUACGGCACCUGCGGCCGCCACCGCAUCACCGGCAAGAGGAGCGGUCAGAGGCGAUGCACCAACCCCGGCGGAGGCGGCGAGUUCAUCGCCUGCUGUUGUUGGUCCGGCAGACGGCGAUGGGAUUGGCGUGUCCGAAGGAGGUUCCGCCGCCGCCCCGGCAUCGUCGGGACAGGAGGCGGCUCCUCCGUCGCCGCCGUCUGCCAGGCCUUUGCUUACACCGCCGCGGUCUCCCCGCAGCCAGGCCUCCACCGCUGCCGACAACCAACAGCAGGAGCAGCAGCAGCAGCAGCAGCCGUGGGCGGCCGCCUCUCCCCGGCUUACCCGGACGUCAUCGCUGCCGGCGACACCACCACCACGGGCACCGCCUCCUUCCUCAGCGACCGCAAUAACCGCGGGAGACUUGACGCCCGUUUCGCCGGUGUUCCUGGGCCUCCCGCCGCCCGCCUCUCCCCCGCGCCCGUCCCCCGCCUACUCCGCCGGCAGACCCCGGGGCGCGAGCAUUUCCGUCCCCGGUCGGGACGACCACCGCCGCCUCUCCUUCUCCAGCGGCGGCGACGCUGGUGCGGAGGAAGGGUUGGGCGAACUCGGGAGGCAGCUCAGCGGCAGCGCCGCCGGGGAGCUGUUCCCCGGGCAGCUUCUGUCCUCGCCGGCCUCCGUCGCGGAGCUGGGCGGGCGCGGGGGCAGGCGGGGGUCGUCAUCCCCGCAGUCCCCGGCUGAUGCUGCUGCGGCGGCGGCGGCGGGAGCGGAUGGUUUCGAUGCGCCGUCCCCCGGCGUCGGCAGCGGCGGGGAGAGCGGGGACGAGGAGCAAGGAGAAGGCGGCGAUGAUGAUGCAACCUCGCCCCUAGGGAUCCGGAUCCUGGAGAGGAGGGGGGAGAUGGUCGGGGGGGGGAGAGCGUCGGCGGCGUCGCCCACGGACGCGGUCAUGUACGAGGUGGCGUUCAUGAAGUGGCGGCUCACCAACAACACGCCCGCCAGAGCGGUGCUCAACCGCGGUAGUAUCUGGGCGGAGUGGGAAACACGGCCAUCCACGGCCUCCUUCUCCUCAGCGAACAGGAGGUCAAGCCGCCGGCACGGCGGCAGCAGGAGGCAACGGCGUUCUUCCCGGCCUUCGUCCUUCUUUGGGUUCAUGUCCAUGGUGGGAGGGUACGCGGGGGGCGGCGGAGGCACUACGAAGAUUCUCGAGACGCCCCCGGGGAGUCCGCAGAAGGCUACGGCUGCCAAGAGCCCGUCCAAGGCCGUGUCAGUGCCCCUUCAUGCGUGCGAUUUCCCGCCCGGCGCGUGCGUCAAGACGAAGGGGUUGGGGCCGGCGCUGGUGACCAAGUUCAGGCCGGAAGACGGGAUCUAUCAGGUUUCCCUGUUAUCAUGGCGUUCGCAGAGCGGCCGUCUUGCCUCCGCCUUCCUCAGUCGUGCCGCCAUCGUCUCCAGCGUGGCCUUGCCCGAAGCCCCCGUCAGGACGCCCAUGGGCCUUGGUAGGGUCAAGUUCGUCCGAGAGGACGGAGUCGUGGUUGUCGCUGCCGCGGGAGAGGGUGGCUCGAAGGACGCGGCUUCCGGCGAUAGCGCCAGAUCCCCAAGCGGGGGAACUGCCAUGAUGUUCCUGCAGCUCUCUGCUAUCCUCGGUCCCGCGAAGGCCACUCUCGGGGAUAGGGUGGGCACGUCCCUGGGCGUGGGUGUUCUCCGUGCGUACCGUGCUGCGUCAGACACGUACGUCAUCGACCUAGGAUGGGGGCUGCUCCAUAGCCCGCACGGUAGUGCUCUGAAAGAGCAGAGACGGACGGAGGAAUCAUCGCCCUUGAACGCCAGGUCCUCCGGCGGUAUAAUCAACUUGUUCCGGUGGCCGCUGUUCGGCAGCGGGCCUUCCUCAUCGGCAGCCCCUUUCCCUCCUCUAGAAAUCUGAGCGUUUGUUUGCAAGGGCGGGACUUACGCCGACGUAUCUACAUGUAGGAAGGGAGCUGUAUCGUCGAGAAAGCACUCCUCCCCGCCCCCUCUUACUCUUACAACUGUGGGCGUUGUUUUCAAGGACGCGACUCAUGUCGCCAACUCCCAUGUAGUGGUCAAGUUUUUAUGGUUUUGUCACAGAGUUGAGGCAGGCAGUCCGUGUCGACGGCAUGAAACGUUGCCUUGAGACGAGGCGGGCGUUGUGAGGUAGGCCCUAAGUUGGAUUGUGGGGGUUUGUUUGUGACGUUGAUCGGUUGUUUGUCAUUGUUGAAACUGCCAGCAUUGGGUCAGAGCGGGCCGAUCGUCCAUGUUCUGGGCUGUUAGCCUGCGUAGCUCUGAGUGAACCCGUGGCCUAUUUUGGUGUCU
Ectocarpus siliculosus is the source of this 5987-nucleotide messenger RNA. The record is from the annotation of a GenBank genome assembly. NCBI's taxonomy places the organism in Eukaryota, Phaeophyceae, Ectocarpales, Ectocarpaceae.